AAGGAUAUAUGUUGACAUACACUAAGCAACACAAGGACUUAGGAUAUUCUUACAAUGGGAUCUUAUCUGUUGCUAUGGGAACAAGAACUUCCUGUACAAAGUCCUGAGUCAUUCUUCAAUCGAGUUGUCUUUCAGCUCACUUUGUUGUCAGUGGCGACAGAUAGACAUGUGAACCACUAUGUUUGACAACAAAAAGAGAUUUUAGAAUGUAAAAUAUUAAAACAAAUUAAAUAAUAAUAGGCACAUUUUAGCCUAAACGUCCAAUUCUUUAUGCAAGUUUUUGGAUUGGUAAAUAGCUUAAUAGUUUCAGUCAAAAUAAGAAUUUGUCCUUCAAUCCUUAUCUGAGAAACCUAGAGUUACUAGGGAUAGAACCUUGUCAACUAAUACCAUUAAACAAACAGGGGCAAUUCUAACGUAAAAUGAAUAGUUUUUUACCCUUUUUUUCAUAGUGUUUCUGUAAGGGUCCCACAGGGAUUCAUUAGAAGCAUACAGCGAGACAUGUGAUCUCUUCAAUCACAUCAUCCGUCUCCAACACUGACUUGCUGUGACCAACCCUGCUGACAGAUACAACAGUUUAAAAUAGCUCAGGUCUGCUCUCGUCAGACCUUUGUUAACCGGUGACGGGCCAGGACCCGCCCCCCCUGGGGUGUGUGGACAAACACUGUGUCACGGCCGUUCUCCCUCUCUGCCGCCAUACUCCCACUCUACCUUCAUUUACACAAGAAGGAGGAAGAGAGAAUGCCAUGCGAGCGCGAUCAAUCGUGAGGAAUCCAAUGACCUUGUGACUCGCGUCAGACGGCAGACUCGCACGCCGUUCAGGAAAAACAAGUCGGUAGACAUUCUGUUGGUUUCCCUCCCUCCCUCGCUCUAUUCUCUGUCUUCCUCUUCUCAGUUGUUUCAGACACACGGGCCUGACAGCAGCUGGGGUCGUUUCGCUGCGUCCACGCCACUGCGUCCACACCACUGCGUCCACGCCACUGGUUCCACGCCACUGCGUCCACUCCACUGCGUCCACGCCACUGCGUCCACUCCACUGCGUUCACGCCACUGCGUCCACGCCACUGCGUCCACUCCACUGCGUCCACUCCACUGCGUCCACUCCACUCCACUGUGUCUGCGGCCCGGUCCUCGUUGGUCCUGCUCUGCCCUGGUGGCUGGUCCUGUCCUUUCCCGUCCCGUCAUGGAGGGCUCCCUGCCCUUCUCCGCGCUGAACGACAGGCUGAGGCCCCACAGCACCCUACAGCGCCUGUACGCCCCCCCCAGCAUCUGGGAGGACAGACAGACCCCCCGCCCCCUCAGGGAGGGCCCCUCGGGGGGGGGGGCCCGACCCACGCUGUACCAGGGGAGGCCCGACCCAGAGGAGUCUAACGCCAGGUCCGAAGAGCCCACCGAGGAGGACUCAGAGACGGGGAGCUUGGACUCGGACGGCGGGUCCUCUAUGAACGAAGACCAAGGGAACCGCUCGGACCUCCUGUCCCUCCUGACCCAGUGUCUGGACCCCGCCAUGAGGCUCACAGACACCGGCUCCGAGGGGCUCGAGGACCCGGCCGAGGGCCGGCCCGAUGCCAGCUCCCCCUCCUCCACGGAGAGGAGUUCCGAGGGCUCCUCCUCCCCCGCCCGGGAGACGGGACGGGGAGCGGACCCACGCGGAGCGGACCGGAGCCUACCGGACCUGAUCCGGGGGAGCGGGCGGCGGCUGAGCAGACGGCGGACGCUGGGGCCCGUCUCGGACACGCUGAAGGAGGUGCGGCGGGAGGUGGCUCUUUCCAGGAGCCGCAGCAUCCGUCUGAAGGCUCAGGUGGACAAGCUGCAGGAGGAGGGCCCCGGAUGGAGCCAGCACAGAGAGAGGGUGACGGAGGAGGUGCUGUCCAUCCUGAAGCUGCUCCGUCCUCUGAGCGACGCCAGGCUGGUGGAGCCCUCGUCCAGCGCCGACCGGCUGGACGCUGGGCUCAGCCAGCUGCAGCACGUCGCCCGCUCGCUGGCCCUCAGCCACGGCAACCAGUCAUAUGGAGUGGGGAAGAGGUCAGAGGACAUGGCCAUUCUGGAGCAAGCCCUCAGAGACAGAGACGAGGCUAUAGAGAAGAAGAAAGGAAUGGAGGCGGAGCUGCUUCGCAGUAAGUCAGAGAUGAUGUAUCUGAAUAACCAGCUUCUGGAAGCCGUGCAGAAACGACUGGAGCUCUCUCUGGAGCUGGAGGCGUGGAAGGAGGACCUCCAGUACAUCCUCAACCAGCAGCUGCAGCAGCAGCAGAGCCAGCAGGCGGAGGAGUCCCAGAAGAGGAGCCGCGGGGGGCUACUGAGGAGGACCAACCGGGUGCCGGUCCAGAGACCCGACCCCCCCGCCCCCGCCCCCGCCCCCAACCCGAGCCCCCCUCCUCCUCCUCCUCCUGCCCUCACCAAGGCCUUCCCCUCGGACGGCUUCAGCUCGCUGUCCCGCGCCUUCAAACACAGGUUCAGGAGGGGCAAGGUCCCUAGUCAAGGAGACCAGGAGCCGGCGGGCCCCGAUGUACAGCAGGCGUCAGCCACUGGUUUCCAGACUGUAUCGCUGGACUAAAACAGUCAGUCAAGAAUAUACUAAGAAGACAUUCACAAACACAGACAGUCACACACACACACAUUUUUAUGAAUGAUUAAUCAAUAAUUAUCGCUAAACCAUAUCCUAUAAGAUAUCUUUUUUUUGAUCUUUUAUUAUCUUUUAUAAUAAGUAGAUGCUUCAUAACUACCCCAAAGGAUUUGUUUUAUGUUAUAUUUGUUUGUCUGACGUAUUCAUCCAAAGUGCAUUUAACCAUGGUAUAACCUAAAAAGUGAAAGAAUGGUGACACAUAAAGCAUAAAUGAAGUGCU
Molecule: messenger RNA, 2840 nt
Organism: Gadus morhua (Atlantic cod)
Lineage: Eukaryota; Metazoa; Chordata; Actinopteri; Gadiformes; Gadidae
Gene: bicdl2l
Product: bicaudal-D-related protein 2-like
Exons: 6
Coding region: 1181-2551 (456 amino acids)
Biological process (GO): vesicle transport along microtubule; Golgi to secretory granule transport
Source: RefSeq, a predicted model, not a curated record